This is a messenger RNA of Petromyzon marinus (sea lamprey), 4530 nucleotides long. The record is from RefSeq and is a predicted model, not a curated record. NCBI's taxonomy places the organism in Eukaryota, Metazoa, Chordata, Hyperoartia, Petromyzontiformes, Petromyzontidae.
UAUUUUAUUGCUUCCCUUCAACGUGACUUUACCGAAAGAACCAAGAAUAUGUAAAUAUUGUUGUUUUUAUGGCGUCUCCUCCAGUCGGCGAGCGCGACUCGCGGCGGCCACGUUGGGUGAGGGGCGGGGCGGGGAAGCCGUGCCGGCGUGUUGAUGACGUCAUGCCGCCCGCUCGCUAUAUAAGCGGUGGGUAGGCGGCGUGCGCGGUGGCUUCCUCACCCAACGUGGCGGCCGUCGGCUGCCCGCACGGGCUGGCUCGCUCGCUCGCUCGCUCUUACACGUGGGGCUACGAUUCUCGGGUUUCUAGCGGCCCCCAGGGAGGCGUGAGCGGGAACGAGUAAGGGAGGAGGAGGAGGAAGAGGGGAGUCGUGAGAGGGGAGGAGGGGACUGGAGGCGGGUUAGUAGCCGGGCAACCCCCCCCCACCACCACCACCGCGCUCGGCAUGCGCGCUGGAGCCGGACCCGAGGAGCGAGUGGAGCCGCGGGCCGAGCCUCUGUGGAGUCGCAUGGGCGGUCCCGCGCUCUGCGGCCUCGCCGCGCUCGCAGCCGCCACCGCGAUUCUGCUGCUCGCCGUGGUGCACAGCCGAGGGGGCAGCGUGGAGCGGGAGGCGUGGCCAGCGGCGCCGCUGUUCCGCGGGGCGUCGCGCGUCGUCGACCUGCCGCUGGGCCAGCUGGACUGGGCGGAGCGCCUGCGCGGCGACGCCGAGGUCUGCGUGCUGGUGCUGUACGCGCCGUGGUGCGCGCGCUGUGUACGCGCCGUGCCGCACGUGGACCGCGUGGCGCAUGCCCUCGCCGGACAGGUGCUGUUUAUUGCGGUGAACUGCUGGUGGCCCAAAGGGAGAUGCAGGCGAGAGAUGAGCUUCUCUUUCUUCCCAGCGAUCCACAUCUACCACACCGGGCUCGGCCCCAUCCCCUACGAGGGCCCGCUGCUCGCCUCCUACCUGCAGGCGUUUGUGGAGCGCGUGAUGGUGCCCGUCACGCACGUCGCCACGCCGCGACACCUCCUCGACUUUCUCGCCACGUCCGAGCCGGGUAUCUUGGGAUUCUUUGAGUUCAAUGCAUCUCCGCAACCGCCUGGGUACCUGGAGUUCUACCGUGCUGCCCUGCUGUCACUACAGAGAGACGGCACGGCGCCACUGCGGUUCGGCGUGCUGACGAGCGGCGGCGUUGCCCAGCUUGCGGGCCUCGUGCGCUCGGGCUCCGUGUGCAUGCCCCGCCUCUUCAACUCCACCGCGGUGUUCACCGAGAUUGGUGCGGGCGCCACGGCCGAGACGCUGUACCGCUGGGCCGCGGGCGCGCGCCAGCCCCCGCCGCUGAAGUGGCUCCGGCCCAGCGGACGCAAGAGCCUGCUGCUCAACACGGAGCUGCGCAAGGGCCCCGCGCUCAUCCUGUUCCUGCCCUUCCGGCCGUUGCGCUCGGACGGCCACGAGCUCCUGCACAUGGCAGAAGAACUCGCCCUGGAGUACCACAACUGCGAGUGCAGCGACGCCGUGUCCCUGCUGACGAAGCACCUGCGCGGCAAGCAGCGCGGCGCGUCGCCGGAGCCGGCCGCGACCUUGGCUCCCUGCUGCAGCUGCCUGCUGCCGCGGCCUCUGCGGCCGUCGGGGCGCCCCCUCGUCGCGUGCGAGCUGUGCACGCUGCCGCCGGUCCCCUCCUGCCCCGUCGGCCUCCCGGCCUUGGCGGCACUGCCGCCCGCCGCGGGAGGCCGCGCGACGUGCGACGGCCUGCGGGCCCAGGACGGCUACGGCACGCGGAGGUUUAGCCUGUGUUGCCGGCGGCUCGGCCGCGCGGAGCCGGGGUCGCAGACUGGCGCCGGCGUGCCGGGUCCUCUCGCCGGCGGCCUGGGCGGCGGCUCGUGUGACGGCGCGGGGGCGGUGCCGGUUCUGCGGGGCCUGCGGUGCCGCACCAACCGCACGCUGCGCUUCUAUGCCAUGGACUCGGAGCUGCACUGGGAGUUGGCGGAGCGGCUGGGGGCGCCGUCGCCGCCGGCCCCCUCCCCCCUCACUUUCGUCACCAUCGUGAGCGUGGAGCAGGAGCAGCACCACGUGCUGCGGCACAACCACACGGUCAACCGCACGCAGCUGGUCGAGUUCGUCGAGGAGUUCAGCCGCCAUCACAGUGGCCUCCAGCGGCACUUGAGCUCCGGCUGCGGCGUGGCGCGGCCGCCCCCCACCUCCGCGCGGCCGCCCCUCGUGAUGGAGGUCACGACGACCACCUUCCACGAGCUGGUGCUCGACCCAGCCAAGGAGACCCUCGCGGAUCAUCUUGGGUGAGAGGCAGUGGAGGAGUCGGUAAUUUAUGCAGCCCUGCUUACCGGUGGAAACUUCUACUGGAGCCGCACGAGGUGAGAGUAAAUCUCGAGUCGUGAUCUUAACGCGCCCCGCUGCCCAUCGCUAAUCAUUUCUUCGUGGUUCAUUCAUUAUGAACGGCGUCGCCAUUUAACGGGCGCCGCCGUGGGGGGCGGGGGGUUGCGGUGCCACGAAUCCACGAGGCCGACGAGAGGCCGUGGGGGGGGGAGUCAGCAGGUAACGGACGCUCUGGUUCGUCGCUAAAAAACAAUUCUUACGCUCGCGAUAUGCGUAUCGAGUCGUGCGCACAGUAGCCCGUUAAAUUUUUUAUGAAAAUGUUCACAUUUUUUUUAUUCGUAACCCGCUGCGUGUAAUUGGGUUCGUGUAACCUCUCCAGCCAAUAGAGGCGGCUGCAUCCACUGGACUGGGUGGCACAGAGGGUUGUUGCUGUGUCGGAGCACGGGAGCCAGAGCUCAUAGUUUAACUGGAUUCUCCAUUGCGGUGAUUUCAUGGCCCUCAGCCAGUUGCCCAUUAAAUAACUGCAUAAAAGAUGUGACGGAAAAUUUAGUUUGCCAACCUAAUCGUUUUUCUGUAGCCGUGAAGACGAAAACACGUUGGAUGUUUUCCGUGCGGUGAGCUUCGUGACGGCGGCAGCAGCGGCGGCGGUGGCGUGUGGGAGGGUGCAGCAGCAACCCAGUGUGGGUACGAGUCGUGUGAUUUCAUCUUCCAGAGACCGCUCUGUGAACACAGGAUGGUGCACUGCUAGCUGCGAGAGUUUAAUGCGGAAAGCUCCCCUGGUCUUCUGACAUGACACUUGAUGGCACAGUUCGAGUAGAAUUUGUGAAAUUUCUGAAUGACAAAAUCAUACAUUGUCAAAUAUUCCACAUUUAAACACUCGGCCCCUGAAGUAGCAACAGGCUACGCUACUUGCUGCACUGUUGACAAUAAACCAUGAGCGUGUUUCCCCUGGCGAGCGUCGGUGACGUCAUUUUUGGAUAAAUGUUUCCCUUGGGCUUGUGUGUCGCAGUGCCACGAUCGUGGAGAUAGCCGGAGUGCCGGAGGUCGCCGGAGUCCCUGGAGCCGUGGUUGUGUGUCGUGUGCGGUGCUCUUGGGUUUUACUGUAAUGAGUAAGGAAAGUUGAAUCUAAAUUGGGUUCCCUACAAACGACCAUUCGAUUCGUCAUGAUACAGGUUCACAAUUUGAUUCAAAGAAUCACUCUUCUUAUAUUGUUGUUGUCAUAGUGAAUUGGUGCGGCUCCAGUGGCUGCAGAGGUCACGUGAACCUGGCUGCAGGCCGUCAGGGCGGCAGGAGGCGUCACCUGAACCCUCGGUUCGGUCGUGACAAGCGGUUCAGGUAAUUGAGGAUCUCAAGUUACAGCAGGAGGCGAACACCGUGUUUCCAAACCGCUGCGUUGACCCAUGCCUGACCCCAAGCAAAUUGGACGUGCCGCACAUUAUUUGUGAGCAACAUAGCUCGCGCGUUACCCAUGCCUAUCUGCUCAUCUGGACCGGGGGAACAGCGGAUCGUUAAUAUACACAGAUUUUGACCUGACUCUGGACGAGGGCUCUCAGCGGUCUAAUCCCACGGCAGUUAUUUUAAGUUACGUAAGCGUGGCAUUUGGCCACUGUAACACGUUCUCCCGUUCAAUUUGUGCAGCACGCGGUCGAAAUAUUAAACUCUGUAAGUGAUCCACUUGGAUAGGAAACUCUGUUUUCCAAAACCUGAAUGAAGAAUUUCGUAAAGCAAAAAUAAACAUCGCAGUUGUGGAUGGCAGCGGCUGCUGCCAAGCCAAGCCAAGUCGGGUGAUUGAGGCGACGCCGAAGACCUUGCAUCCGUGGUGGAUCCAGUCUGACGUAAGAUGAACGGGUUAAUUUUUUGUAAAAAAAAAAACUUUUGUCCAAAACAAAAUGUAAUUGCCUCCCAUAAUUUGGAUUAUUAUUUCCAUGACUGUCAAGACACACAGAUGGACACACAGACACACAGACACACAGACACACAGACAGACAGACAGACACACAGACACACAGACAUACACACAGACAGACAGACACACAGACAGAACAACAGCCGCCAUCCGCCACCUAAGUGGCAGUCACAUCACCAGGGCGCCCGUGCCAGGCCAGGUGCACUUUGAGGCCACGUGAGGUGUGUCGAAGAUUCGCUGACAGGUCACGGGACAGAGGCAGGUGCCAUGAAUUGUUCUUGUACUGUAUUCUUGGUUCUUUUGGUAAAGUCACAUAGA